AGUAGUCAAGAUGUGGAGUAAAGUAGUGUUUGUAGCAUUAUUAUGCCAUUUGGCAUCAUCAAAGCAGAUUAUAUCAACAACUUAUGUUGAAAAUUUGAGAUCUGCAGAUGGGCCCAACAGCCGUAUCGUAUCAGGAUGGGAUGCCCUUCCCGGCCAAAUCCCCUACCAGGUUGCGUUGAGGAUCCUUGACCAGCACUUCAGGAUCCUCGGCUGUGGAGGUUCCGCUAUCCACGAGCAAUGGGUUAUCACUGCUGCUCAUUGUACUGCCAACUACAGAUCAGUCACCGUCCUCGGUGGACUCGUUCACAUGCAGAACGCUGAAUACGUGUCCGAAUCAUUCGAAUGGUACAACUACCCGACUUUCAAUUCCAACUCCCCUGGUGCUGUUCAGCCAAAUGACGUGGCUCUUGUGAGACUGCAGCAUCCUAUGGUGUUCUCUGCAAAUCUGCAAAGGGUUAAACUACAAUCGUCCGCCGAUGCUCACAGGGAAUACGACGGUGACAGACUGAUCGCUAGUGGCUGGGGAAGGACAUGGACCGAUGGUUUCACAACCGACACGCUCCAAUGGGUAUACCUAGUGGGUGUGGCCCAGUUCACUUGCAGCAGGACCUUCGGUAGUGUUGUGAAUGAGAACUCCAUUUGCGCCCGCCAUUACAACGUGACGUCACAGUCUAUCUGCCAGGGAGACAGUGGUGGUCCUCUUGUAUACAGGGACUAUGAUGGAGUUCCCGUACUCAUUGGUAUCAGCAGCUUUGUAGCUGGUUCUGCGAGUGGAGGAUGCCAUUCCGGUCAUCCUGCUGGUUUCAUCCGCCCGGGACCUUUCCACAACUGGUACCAACAAGUCACUGGCAUCAACUUCGAGACUUUGGACGAUGAACCAAUAACAACAACAUCCCCGCCAGCAAAUACAACAACUCCCAUUCCAACAACAACCUCCCCGCCAGAAAAUAUUACAACAACCUCCCGUCCAGAAAAUACAACAACUCCCAUUCCAACAACAACCUCCCCACCAGAAAAUAUUACAACAACCUCCCGUCCAGAAAAUACAACAACUCCCAUUCCGACAACAGCAUUCCCUCCAACAAAUAUUACAACAACCUCCCGUCCAGAAAAUACAACAACUCCCAUUCCAACAACAGCAUUCCCUCCAACAAAUGCAACAACUCCCAUUCCGACAACAACAGCAUCCCCAGAUGUGACUGGCCAACCUGAUGAAAGUGAGGAAAGUGAAGAAAGUGAUGAAAGUGAUGAAGAUGAAACUGUCAACAAAAUUCUGAAGAAACUCAAAAUCCGCGUCAAAGUUAUGGUCGAUAUGAAGAAGUAUAAGAGCAAGAACGGUCAAAUCAGAGAGGUCGUGGACCAAAUUCAGUAAUAUUACAAUUUACGGUAAAUGUUCAUUGAAAAAUGUUAUUUAUUUUUU
Colias croceus (clouded yellow) is the source of this 1420-nucleotide messenger RNA. Its product is annotated as collagenase-like. The coding region runs from base 11 to 1372 and encodes 453 amino acids. Gene Ontology annotation, biological process: proteolysis. The record is from RefSeq and is a predicted model, not a curated record. NCBI's taxonomy places the organism in Eukaryota, Metazoa, Arthropoda, Insecta, Lepidoptera, Pieridae. Gene Ontology annotation, molecular function: serine-type endopeptidase activity. The transcript has 8 exons.